Messenger RNA from Eutrema salsugineum, 1178 nucleotides. RefSeq lists its product as uncharacterized. Lineage: Eukaryota; Viridiplantae; Streptophyta; Magnoliopsida; Brassicales; Brassicaceae. The transcript is spliced from 6 exons. Bases 197 to 1048 code for a protein of 283 amino acids. The record is from RefSeq and is a predicted model, not a curated record.
AGGAGAUCUCUGCAAAUGUCUGUUGUUUGGGUCUAAUACUUAGGGAAAUAUGUUGCAAGUGUAGGAUACGAUUCUGAAUUUGCUACCAACGAGAUCUGAGUUUUCGCUGAUUGUUUUUCAAAUUUGAGCACUAGAACUUUGUCGGAGAAGAAAAGUAUUGGAAAAGAUUGCAGGAGCUUAACAAAGAGCUGGGAAAAUGGGUGAUCCAUUUCCAUUUGGUAGUAGGUUUGGAAACUUUGGUGGUUUCGGAGCAUUUAGAGGUAGCUUGUUUGGAGGGAGAGAUCCUUUUGAUGACCCCUUCUUCUCUCGACCAUUUGAAGAUCUGCUCGAACCCAACAGCUUUAGCUCAGGUGCUUCCUUUAGUAACGUACAAGAUAACAAUAGUGGAAGAGGGUUAACAAUUGAAGAAUUAUCAUCUGAUGAUGGAGAAGAAGAGGAAGGGAAAGAUACUGGAAAUGAGGAACAACAUACUGCUGGUUCAGAGAAUCAGCCAUCUGUUGAGCACCCUGAAGAUGAUGCUGAUGCUGAGAGGAAGAUUCGGAAUGUGAAUCAAAGGAGUGACUUUAACAUAAGAGAGUGUGCACAGUCUCGAGCACAAACUUUCAGACAUCACACCUCUAAGGUCACAUAUGGUGGCAUAGAUGGUGCUUACUAUAUAUCCAGUAGAACCAGAAGAAAAGGCAGUGAUGGAAUGGUGGUUGAGGAAACCAAAGAAGCCGAUAAGACUACUGGUGAAGCCACUCAUAGGAUCUCCAGAGGAAUCAAUGAAAAGGGUCAUUCGGUUACUAGGAAGCUUAACUCGAGUGGUGGCGUAGAGUCGACACAGACUCUUCACAACCUCGAUGAAGAGGAACUAAGUGGCUUUGAAGAAGCAUGGAAAGGCAAUUCUUCUCUUGCCAAGCAUGAAUCCACUGGCUCUGAUCAUAGUUUUGGAAGAUGGCUUCUUACAUCUCCCGACCAAUCCUCUCGCCGAGCGGACGAAAGUCAAACCGGUUGGAACCGAUCUGCAACUAAAACUAAGAAGAUUGUUCGGAUCAACAUUGAAUGAAUCAUUAGAGAAUCGCCUGUAGAAAAACAUGUAUCAAUCUUUAAAUAAUACUGUAGAUGAUGUUUGAAGUUGUGAUGUUAAAGAAUUUUACAUUCGUGUAAUCGUGUGAACACAACAUGAUAUGGAGUCU